AUGCUAGUGUCUUCUACCGCAACGGGCACUGGCUCAAGCUUGCCCACGGCGCAGGGGAAUCCUGAAGGCAGUCCAUUGCUCCGAGACAGGCAGAGUUCAGGUGCAAACAUCAAUAUUUCCCAAUCAUCAUUGUUACCAGCCUACUCGCUCUUGGGGGAUGACCUUGCUGGAAAUUCUCCAUCACAACCUUCCGAUGACUUUGAACCAUUCUCGUUCGGUCCACUUUAUGAUCUCUCGAUUGAGCCGUUUGAAAGUUAUCUGGGAUGGAACCUCGGUGAUGAAGAUAUUGAUCUAAUGAAAAAUCUCAACGAGGCUUGUCUCGACACUCCUCCGGCAUGUUGGCCUCCUUCCGCGACUGUGACCCAAUUUUCUGCACAUCCAGAGUCGCAAACAGUGCAGGAUGCGGCGACAAUGCGGUUGAUACGGGAUUCACAGCCAGCCGAUAGCCCCUGGCCGCAUGUAUACAGACCAAGCAGAGACGACGGACAACUCAGUAUCCCGCAGCUCAAUAUCUCUUCAAUUCCGCAGCCGAGCUUGCAUGCAGCAUAUCUUGACCAUCUGGAUAACUCCACACGUGAGGCCAUUCUGUCUCUCAUAAAUACUGCUCAUCAACCUCAUUGGUCACCUGUCGAUGUGGCAGCUUUUCCGUCGGCUCGCACGUUGUCUAUCUGCAUCAACCUCUACUUUCGACAUUUCCACGAGACGCUGCCUAUCGUUCGCCGCUCAACCUUCCAAUCAGCCGAAGCCAGUCCGGUUUUGUUACUGUCAAUGGCAGCCAUCGGAGCAACGUACUCUAAAAACGGUCUGACUGGAGUCGCUGUCGCUCUCAAUGAGUUAUGCAGGAGGACAAUUGCCUACCUCAGGGAAAGUGACCGGCGUGCAAUGUUUGAUACGUCGAUCGUCCAGGCUUGGCUGCUUCAGUCUGCCUUCGGGCUUUUCUGUGGCUCUCGGAUGCUCUAUCAGCACUCUGAGAUUAGUCGUGGUGGAUUGGUGACGGCUUCCAGGCGGAUGCACCUUCUUCGUCCUGGUUUUUCAUUUGUCAAAGAACUCGAACGGCACCGAGCCUCAGCAUCACCUGAAGAGGUGGAGCGAGCAUAUGCAAAGGAUGAAGAACGCUGUAGAUUAGGAUGGGGUAUUUAUCUCUAUGACAUGCAAAUAUCCGCGCUGUUGAAUAUUUCGCCACAUUUCUCAAUUGGCGAUAUUGACAUAUCAUUGCCCUGCGAUGAGGAGAUCUGGGAAUCCCGCCCUCCUCGUGGGCAUCAUGACUUUGCCCAGUCCGCCAAGGAUACCCUGAACUUCCGACAUGUGCUUCAGCGCCUGCUGUCCGUUGGCAAGCUGCCACAGCCAUUGAACCCAUUUGGGCUGUCUAUCAUCGCACAUACCCUCUACAGAUUGUGCUCUGAUGCCUCUGCCCUGGACCCAAUCUGUCCAGCUCGGUCCCCAGAGAACGGCUCGUUCUACCGACUACAAUUUUCCACAAACUUGAAACAUAAUCCGCAGGAAAUCCUUGAUCAGCUGUCAGUGUGUUUUCAUUUCCUGUCCUACACACCCACCGCCCUUCUUGUCAGUGUUUCGGCUCUGUCUCAUCUAGGGCACCUGCAAUUUACUUGGCCUGGGUUUUUGGAUAAAGUAAAGAUCGCCGCAGGGAAGUCCGGGACCGAGGAGAGUAAGCUCAGUGCACGUGCGUGGCUUUGCUUGAGAAUCUCUGAUGAUGUGAUCGGUGCAAGAUCUAUUCUUGUUCACGCUGGACAAUUAAAUGCCCUUCUGAUUCGGUUCACAUUUGAAAAUCCAUGCGAGGCUAUAUGGACAUUCUACGCCGCGCUCGCGUUAUGGGCGAUCAUCAAAUUUGGCAGUGGACUAAACAUCUCGUCUUCUGGUCCGAAACGAACGGUCGUGACAUGGUCUGACUUCGACGAUGUUCACGAGUGGAUCCAGCAUGGUGGCCAAGCUUCCUUCCAGGGACUUGGGAAUUUGGUGGAUCUGUCCGAGUCAAAUCUUUUGUCCACAUUUAGCGAAAGAUUGGAGUCUAUGUCAUGGGGCAUAUCUCUCCAAUUCCGCCAUGUUUUGAUGAAUCUAUCCAAAGAAAUAACCUAA
Penicillium daleae is the source of this 2094-nucleotide messenger RNA. RefSeq lists its product as uncharacterized. NCBI's taxonomy places the organism in Eukaryota, Fungi, Ascomycota, Eurotiomycetes, Eurotiales, Aspergillaceae. The coding region runs from base 1 to 2094 and encodes 697 amino acids. Gene Ontology annotation, molecular function: DNA-binding transcription factor activity, RNA polymerase II-specific; RNA polymerase II cis-regulatory region sequence-specific DNA binding; zinc ion binding. Gene Ontology annotation, cellular component: chromatin. Gene Ontology annotation, biological process: DNA-templated transcription; regulation of transcription by RNA polymerase II. The record is from RefSeq and is a predicted model, not a curated record. The transcript has 8 exons.